AUGAAGUGGUCGUCGAAGCUCCUCGCCCUCGCGGCGCUGCUGCCCGUAGCGCUCGCGGACGACGCCGAUGCCGCCAGCAACAAGCCCAAGCCGGACAAGGACGGCAAGUACUGGAUCUACGGCGACGGCAUCUCGGCGGCCUUCAUCCCCUACGGCGCGUCCGUGACCAACAUCCUGUUCAAGGACCAGUACGGCAUCGAGCGCGACCUGGUCGCCGGCUUCGACAAUGCCACCUACUACAGCCUCGACAAGCAGCACCCGCACUUUGGCGGCGUGCCCGGCCGCUACGCCAACCGCAUCAAGAACAGCACCUUCGAGAUCGACGGCAAGAAGUACAAGGUCAAGGCCAACGAGAACCCGACCAAGGCGCACCCGGACGGCCUCGACACGCUGCACGGCGGGCCCGACGGCUGGGACUGGCGCAACUUCACCGUGCUGGCCUACACCAAGAACAGCAUCACCUUCCAAAUCGUCGACCCGGACGGCAAGGAAGGGUUCCCCGGCGAGGUCGUCUCCUGGGCCACCUACAGCCUCAACGGCCACGACUGGGACUUCCAGCUCGUCGCCCAGUCCCUCACCAAGAAGACGCCCAUCAUGCUGAGCAGCCACACCUACUGGAACCUCGACGGCUUCGCCAACAACGAGACCAACACCGCCCUCAACCACACCCUGCACAUGCCCUACGGCGGCCAGCGCGUCGGCGUCGACAACAUCCUCAUCCCCACCGGCGACAUCCUCGCCAACGCAAAGGGCUCCGUCAACGACUUCUGGAGCAAGCCCAAGCAGCUGGGCGCCGAUCUUGAGAAGCCGGAAAUUGUCGGCAACUGCGGCUUCAACUGCUCCGGCUACGGCAAGUUUUUCCAUCCCAAGUCCUUGCCCAGUAGUCUACAAAACAACUGCUACACCAUCAACCGCGAGGGCGAGUUCGACUGGCGCACCGCGCCCGUCGCGACCCUCGCGUCCGACUGGUCCGGCAUCCAGCUCGACGUCUUCACCGACCAGACCGCCUUCCAGGUCUACGGCUGCCACGGCCAGAAUGGCAGCAUGGCGCUCAAGAAGACGCAGGGCGUCAAGCCCGCCAACAAGGACUUCCCGCGCACCAUCGCAAAGUACGGCUGCGUCGUCCUGGAGGUCCAGGACUACAUCGACGGCAUCAACCACCCCGAGUGGGGCCGCAAGCAGAUCUGGGCCCCCGAGGACGGCCCCUACGUCCUCAAGGCCAAGUACCGGUUCAGCCUGGCGUCGGAGCACAAGAAGAACAAGCCGUGCACCAAGAAGUAG
Molecule: messenger RNA, 1281 nt
Organism: Purpureocillium lilacinum
Lineage: Eukaryota; Fungi; Ascomycota; Sordariomycetes; Hypocreales; Ophiocordycipitaceae
Biological process (GO): beta-D-galactose catabolic process via UDP-galactose, Leloir pathway; glucose metabolic process
Molecular function (GO): carbohydrate binding; aldose 1-epimerase activity
Source: RefSeq, a predicted model, not a curated record